This is a messenger RNA of Triticum turgidum subsp. durum (durum wheat), 876 nucleotides long. NCBI's taxonomy places the organism in Eukaryota, Viridiplantae, Streptophyta, Magnoliopsida, Poales, Poaceae. The record is from the annotation of a GenBank genome assembly.
AUGAGGAGGCGGCCGGGGAUCGCCGGCUUGCAGAGCGCGGCGGCGACUCGCGACAAAUUCCGUCUGGUCGGGGAGAAUGUGGCCAAGGUCAGGACGGAUGUCAUGCAGGAGCAGCUCGCGACCUUCAGGUCGCAGCUCGAAGAAUUCGCUCGGAAGCAUAAGUGUGGUGGUAUUACAUUUUUAUCUGCAUGUGCUACAAGAGAUGAGAAUAAAUUUCUAAUGGCAAAGCAUAUUUCAAUUACCUCUGCUAAUGCUAUGUACACAAUUGUGCUAGUGCAGAGUGACAUCCGUAAAAAUUCAGUAUUUAGACAGCAGUUUCAUGAAAUGUGUGCAAAAGUUGGAGUAGAUCCAUUGGCAUCCAAUAAAGGAGUUUGGGCAGAGCUCCUAGGAAUCGGUGACUUCUACUAUGAAUUGGGUGUUCAGAUCGUUGACAUAUGCAUAGCAACAAGAUCGCAUAAUGGUGGCCUUAUUGACUUGCUAGAACUCCGCAAACUUCUCUGCCAGAAAAGAAAAACUGAUCUUGGUUCAUUGUCGUCAGAUGACUGUUUACGUGCUAUAAGUAAGCUGAAGGUCCUUGGUAGUGGUUUUGAAGUAAUUUCUGUUGGGAAGAAAAAGCUUGUGCGAUCGGUUCCUACUGAGUUAAAUAAAGAUCAUAAUGGAAUACUUGAACUAGCUCAGGCUAAAGGCUAUGUCACUGUAGAACAAAUUGAGAAGGACUUCUCAUGGUCAACUGGCCGUGCAAUCGAUGCCCUUGAAACUUUGCUAAAGGAGGGACUUGCUAUGAUCGAUGACGGGCACAGGGAUGGCAAGCGUAGAUACUGGUUCCCGUGCGUCACCCUCAGCUCCGAUGCCUCCGGUUCCGAAGCAAAGUCAUAA